This is a messenger RNA of Jaculus jaculus (lesser Egyptian jerboa), 2460 nucleotides long. RefSeq names its product zinc finger protein 420-like. The record is from RefSeq and is a predicted model, not a curated record. The coding region runs from base 1 to 2460 and encodes 819 amino acids. NCBI's taxonomy places the organism in Eukaryota, Metazoa, Chordata, Mammalia, Rodentia, Dipodidae. The transcript is spliced from 5 exons. Gene Ontology annotation, biological process: negative regulation of transcription by RNA polymerase II. Gene Ontology annotation, molecular function: DNA-binding transcription repressor activity, RNA polymerase II-specific.
AUGGGCGCGCUGUCCACCCGCUGUCAGUCAGGGCCGGGGGCGGGGCUCGGGGCUCGUCCAAUGGGCGCGCGGUCCACCCGGAUCGCGGCGGGCGGGGCGGCUUCCGCAGUGCGCGCCUUUGUGUCGGAGCGCGCGGCCCGUCCUGCAGCUCGGGGACGCCGGGACCGUUUCCUUCCUGGAGUUUGGGGGCUUCGGUUCCCACUGUGCGGCCCGAGCCACCGUGCGGCGGCAGAGCGGACGGAGCCGCUGGCGUUGGGGACGCCGGACAUGGAGUUGGUAUCAUUUGAAGACAUAGCUGUGGACUUCACCUGGCAAGAGUGGCAGGACCUGGAUGUUGCUCAGCGAAGCCUCUACAGGGAUGUGAUGCUGGAAAACUACCACAGCCUGGUGUUCUUGGGGAACUGUAGGACCAAACCAGUUUUGAUUUUUAAGUUGGAGCAUGGAUUUGCACCAUGGAGUGUAGAAGAAAACUCAAUUCAGAGACUUCCAGCAGAAUUAAAAAGUCAACAGAAAAUCAUUUGGACAAAGCUUCAUGAAUUUAUACAAUGCCAGAAUGCUGAGAGGCCGUAUGAAUAUAAUGAAUAUGAGAAUGUGUUCUACAAAAAGCCAAAACUCACUAUGUUUCAGAGAACUGAUAAAAGUAAGAAGCCAUAUAAAUACAAUAAACAUGGGAAAUCUUUCCUUAUUAAAUCCGACCAUAAUACACAUCAGAAAAUCCAUACAGGAGAGAAGCCAUGUAAAUGUAUUGAAUGUGGGAAAGCUUUUGCGUCGAAGUCAAAUCUCAGUGUGCACCAGAGAACACAUACAGGUAAGCCGCCAUAUGAAUGUAAUGAAUGUGGGAAAGCCUUCAUCUUCAAGUCACGGCUCACUGUGCACCAGAGAACUCACACCGGUGAGAAGCCAUAUGAAUGUAAGCAGUGUGGGAAAGCUUUUAUCCUCAAAUCACGACUGACUGUGCAUCAGAGAACUCAUACAAGUGAGAAGACAUAUGAAUGUAAUAAAUGUGGGAAAAGUUUCAUAUUCAAGUCAUAUCUCAAUAAUCACCAAAGAAUCCAUACAGAGGAGAAGCCAUAUUUAUGUCAUGAGUGUGGGAAAAGUUUCAUAACCAAGUCAUAUCUCAAAAAGCACCAAAGAAUCCAUACAGGGGAGAAGCCGUAUGCAUGUCAUGAAUGUGGCAAAACUUUCCUACAAAAGUCAAAUCUUAUUAGUCACCAGAAAAUUCAUGCAAAUCAGAAGCCCUAUGAAUGUAAGGAAUGUGGGAUACCUUUUCUUACCAAAUCAUAUCUUAAUAAUCAUCAGAGAAUUCAUGCAAGGAAGAAUCCAUAUGAAUGUAAUAGAUGUGGGAAAACUUUCAUCUUAAAGUCAAAGCUUACUAUGCACCAGAAAACUCAUAAACGUGAGAAGCCAUAUGAAUGUAAUGGAUGUGGAAAAGCUUUUAUCUCUAAGUCACACCUAAUUAUACACCACAGAACUCAUACAGGUGAGAGGCCAUAUGAAUGUAAUGAAUGUGGCAAAGCUUUCAUCUCCAAGUCAAAUCUCAAUAGUCACAAGAGAAUUCAUGUAGGUGAGAAAUCAUAUGAAUGUGACAAAUGUGGGAAAGCUUUCAUCUCUAAAUCACGGCUCACUAAGCAUCAGAAAACUCAUACAGAUCGGAGUCCAUAUAAAUGUAAUGAAUGUGGGAAAGGUUUCAUCUCCAAGUCAUAUUUCUCGGUACACGAGAGAAUUCACACAGGUGAGAAACCAUAUGAAUGUGAUCAAUGUGGGAAGGCUUUCAUCAUCAAGUCACAUUUUAUCGUGCACCAGAGAAUACAUACAGGCGAGAAGCCAUAUCAAUGUAAUCAAUGUGGGAAACUUUUCUAUGGUAAGUCAGAUCUUAAUAAACAUCAGAGAAGUCACACAAGGGAGAAGCCAUAUAAAUGUACUGAAUGUGGUAAAACUUUCAUUUUCAAGUCAAGACUCACUAGGCAUCAGAGAACACAUACAAGAUUGAAGCCAUAUGAGUGUGACAAAUGUAAGAAAGCUUUCAUCUAUAAGUCACGGCACACUAAGCAUCAGAAAACUCAUACAGACCGGAGUCCAUACAAAUGUAAUGAAUGUGGGGAAGGUUUCAUCUCCAAGUCAUAUUUUGCUGUGCAUGAGAGAAUUCACACAGGUGAGAAACCAUAUGAAUGUGAUCAAUGUGGGAAGGCUUUCAUCGUCAAGUCACAUUUUAUUGUGCACCAGAUAAUACAUACAGGCGAGAAGCCAUAUCAAUGUAAUCAAUGUGGGAAACUUUUCCAUGGUAAAUCAGAUCUUAAUAAACAUCAGAGAAGUCAUACAGGGGAGAAGCCAUACAAAUGUACUGAAUGCGAUAAAACUUUCAUUUCCAAGUCAAGACUAACUAGGCAUCAGAGAACUCAUGCAAGAGAGAAGCCUUAUGAAAGUAAUAGAUGUGGGAAAAUUUUCUUUUCCAAGUCAUAA